This is a messenger RNA of Wyeomyia smithii (pitcher-plant mosquito), 3040 nucleotides long. RefSeq lists its product as uncharacterized. The record is from RefSeq and is a predicted model, not a curated record. The transcript is spliced from 4 exons. Bases 118 to 3039 code for a protein of 973 amino acids. Lineage: Eukaryota; Metazoa; Arthropoda; Insecta; Diptera; Culicidae.
UCUGGCUGUCAUUACCUAUAUUGUUAGUAAUAAAAAUAUUUUCGUUGAAGAAGAAAUCCGAUCUCUUCACUUGAUAUAAAAAUAUACGAAAUAUUGAAGAUUUUUUCAUUCUUUACUAUGGAAACAUUUAAUUUGGCCACAAAAGGUACCGGUCUUACAGGACACAACACAAUACACAAUGAAACAGCUUAUAAUCAAGAGUAUGAUAUGCAGUGUGACGCACAAGGAACGCGAAUAUCACCUCCCAAGUCAAUCAUUGAUUCCAGUCCGUUGCAGACGGCUAUGGACAAGAAUAAAGAAUCUUUAAAGGUGAAACUCUUGGUAAGAAGAACAAUGAACCAAUUGGUAGAACAAGGAAUAAUGCCCUCUCUAAAAACAUCUCCUGCAAUUUAUGAACAACAGCGGCAACUUGAAAGGGCAAAAACAGGAGAUUUAUUGAAAGCAAAAAUUAAGCAAAGACCAGAUAGACUAGAACUUGAGAGGAGACAUAUUUUGGAACAUCAGGAAGGAAACAUUGAUCCUAGUCUGGCAGAGAAAAAAAGAAUGCUAGAAAAGGCUUUGCUAGUAGAUCAUCUAAACUCUAAAAUAUCUCAUCGGCCAGGACCAUUGGAACUUAUUGAAAAAAACAUACUCCAUGCAGAAGAGCCAAUAGAACGAAUAGUUAAAGAAGGUCUGGUUAACUAUACUUCUACUGAUGAAGCGGCAUCAUUGCUUAGUCCAGAAAGUAUGAUUUGUACUGAAGAAGAUUCUCUGAGUUCCGAAGGUGAAACAAAAAUUGGGCCUAUUAACGUGUUAUUCUUAGCACAGCCGCAAGAAACAAUUCCUGUUGAAGCUAUAAUAACAGCAUCAUCGCUAAAGCAAGACAAAUCCUUGAAUGAUGAAUCGGGAAACAUAAAUAAUUAUGCCGCGUUCAUAGGUUCUGACGUGUGUUCCAGAAUGGAAAAUACUGUCGAUUGUUCGAGGAAAAAUAACAACGGGACACUAAAAAGUGAAACAAAGGAAAAGAAUAAGAAGAAAAACAAGCAUAAAGUUAUAUCUAAGGCUCGCUCGAUCAAAUUUCAUGAAUACAAGGGUCCACCCAAUGCGCAGAAGCAAUCUUCCGUGCCAAUAGAUAGUGGAGAGACAAACUAUCAACUUAUAAUGAAGCAGCAAUAUUUGCUAGAGUAUUUGGAAGAAAUUUGCAAGCAUCCGCCGAUGUUACCGGCGAGUUCUAAAAUGUCAUUUUCCGCUUUAAAUAAAGAGAAGGAUACAGGCUCAUCUUUACAGGGAAAUGAGGGUACAUCUUUAAAAUUACCACCGGAUCCAACAACUGAAGUUUUGAAUAAAUUGAAAGUUUUUCAACUGAAACGUUAUUGUAAAAAGUAUAACUUGCCAGUAUCUGGAUCAAAGUCAACCCUGAUUGAUCGAUUGAAACCUUUCCUACAUCUAAUGGAGAGAAGUUCCGAUUUCGAUGGAAAGAGUGAUGUUGAAGUGUUGGCUACUGUAAGCUCACCAGUACUCACUCAGAAAACUUACGACGGGACUGAGGAAAACCUUCUAAAGGAACAGCAAAAACGAAUUGCAGAACUCCAAAAGCAGUUGAAAAAGAGUCAGGAAGAGUUGGAGCAGAUAAAGUUAAUACAAAUGCAUACGCAUCAGGACUGUGCGACUAAACUUCUGAACCAAAGUACUGAUGUGCUUAUGGAACCCAAAACGGAGGCAAUUGUAUUGAACGGAUGUAGAAAUAACGUAGAUAAUAUAACUCCAAUGCAUACUGAAAACAUUCUCUCUAAUAUGGACAUUAAGAUUACUGUGCAUAUUGAUCCUGAUACUACAGAUGUACACCGUAAAAUCGAUCACACUUAUACUGAUAACGGAAUACUUUUGAAUGUUAUAGACAAUCAGCAUAGAGUUCUUGACACGAAUAAAACUUGUGAGGAACAAUGGAAAACAAAUGCUGCUAAUGAUGUUAUUCAGUGUGAUAACGACUCUGGCAAAAUAUCAGAAUUUGUACCUAAUAAUGAAACUCUCGACAAACUUUUGGGUCAAGUUCAACCUGGAAUUCCUAAUUCGAUUGAAAAAAAUAAACAAGGGUUCAAGGGUGCUGAUGCAAUUACUUGUCAAAUCCAUUCUGCCAACACCAAAUCGCUGAACGAUUGCAAUUUACAUAGUCCAUUGGUUUUGAACGAUUACAAUGAUGUGAAUUUAUUAGAUUUUCAUAUGCACAUUGAUGAUACUUGUGACAAUGGAAUUGUGAUUCCCCAUACAGAGGGUUCUCAGUUUUCAGUAAAGCACUCUUUGGACAAUAAUGAUAUUCUGAAGAGAAUUAGUUUUGAACCGGACUUGCUGACUGAGAGUAAUGGUUCUAUACAUGAGCACAAAUCCGAUAAGCAUAUUUUCAAUGAUUUUGAUGGUCUCCGUUUCGUGAAUAGUGAAUCGUAUCCCAAUAUACUUACCACUCAUCUUAAUAGUAUUAACAUGGGAGAUUCGAAAAAGUCCAGAAUAUCUGACACUUUACAUGAUGCCAACAAAAACUAUAGCUCAAAUUGUGCAGAUAUAACUAACUGUUCCCUUGACCCUUCAAAAGAUCAAGUAGCACGAUUUUCACUACCUAGUACAUCAUCGCAUGUUAAACGUAUGGGCUGGCAUUCCAGCAACCCUUACUAUGAAAGUAAUAAAACGAAGAAUACGCAACCUGACAAUUUACAAGAAAAUGGCCAGAUUAUAGAAAAUGGCUCUAAUUUAACGCAAGAAAAAUACAAUCGUGUCAAAUGUUGCUUUUCUGAUACAGGAAAAAUUAGUAGUAAUGAACUGUCUGCUAAUUUAAAUAGCAACAAUAAUAUACGAGCCGGGCACAUCAGUCCAAUGGAUUUUGAUAGCUUGCUAUCAAAUAUUGAUUUACCAAUAACUAAUCAGAAUUGUGAUCGAGGAUUACUUGAUUCAAAUCAAGAAAAAUUGUUAUAUGACCUGCAGCAAAAUAGUUUACUUGAUUACUUAAAUGAUGAUUAUGGUAUGCAAAAUGAUUCGAUAACAUGUGAAAUAAACAAUACCAGUUACUGAA